GGGCGGCGCUGAGGGGAAGAGGGGGCCGGAGCCGCCGUUGCGCAGCUCGGGAGGGAAGCGGAGCCCGUGACCUUCCGCUGCUGCCGCCGCCUGGGCCUGAGGGAGCCGGGCCCGGCCCGGACGCUGCCUGGAGCCGCCGCCAUGAACAACGUGGGAGGCGCCGACGAGAUCGGAAAGUUGUUUGUGGGUGGCCUAGACUGGAGUACAACACAAGAAACUCUCCGUAGCUACUUUUCCCAAUAUGGAGAAGUUGUAGACUGCGUAAUAAUGAAAGAUAAAACAACAAACCAAUCUCGAGGGUUUGGAUUUGUCAAAUUUAAAGAUCCCAACUGCGUGGGAACAGUACUGGCCAGCAGACCACAUACAUUAGAUGGCCGAAAUAUUGAUCCAAAGCCAUGUACACCUCGGGGAAUGCAACCAGAAAGAACACGGCCAAAGGAGGGAUGGCAGAAAGGACCCAGAAGUGAUAACAGUAAAUCAAAUAAAAUUUUUGUUGGUGGGAUCCCUCACAACUGUGGCGAGACUGAGCUCAGGGAAUACUUCAAGAAAUUCGGAGUGGUCACUGAAGUUGUAAUGAUCUAUGAUGCAGAGAAACAGAGGCCCCGAGGUUUUGGAUUUAUUACUUUCGAGGACGAACAAUCAGUGGACCAGGCUGUCAACAUGCAUUUUCACGACAUCAUGGGCAAAAAAGUGGAGGUAAAACGUGCAGAACCUCGUGAUAGCAAAAGCCAAACCCCAGGGCCACCAGGUGCCAGCCAGUGGGGAAGCCGGAUCAUGCCAAGUGCUGCCAAUGGCUGGGCAGGUCAGCCCCCUCCUACCUGGCAACAAGGAUACAGCCCUCAAGGAAUGUGGGUACCAGCUGGACAGGCAAUUGGUGGGUAUGGACCGCCUCCUCCAGGAAGAGGAGCCCCACCUCCUCCACCACCUUUUACCUCAUACAUAGUUUCUACGCCUCCUGGAGGAUUCCCACCUCCACAAGGGUUUCCACAGGGCUAUGGCACCCCUCCACCAUUUAGUUUUGGAUAUGGUGCUCCACCUCCUCCACCUGACCAGUUUGCCCCUCCUGGAGUACCCCCUCCACCUGCCACUCCUGGGGCAACACCACUAGCUUUCCCACCGCCACCACCACCAUCUCAGGCAACUCAGGACAUGAGCAAACCCCCAACUGCUCAGCCAGAAUUCCCUUAUAGCCAGUUUGGUUAUGGACAAGACUUGAGCGGUUUUGGACAAGGUUUCUCCGACCCCAGCCAGCAGCCCCCCUCCUAUGGAGGCCCCUCGGUGCCACCAUCAAGUGGCCCACCUGCAGGAGGAAGUGGUUUUGGACGAGGACAGAACCAUAAUGUGCAAGGAUUUCACCCCUACAGACGCUAGCACAUGCAGGGAGUCCUGUCCACAGUGGGAUAUCUGGUAGCAGCUGAACCCGGGAAUCCCAGACUUCUGAACUUGUGACAAUCACAUACUUGAUGGAAGAAAAAUCUAACAACAUUGGGGGAGGGGAAUGGGAGGGGGGAUGGCUUUUGAAGGCAACGCUGUGGGUGUUUGGACUGCAGGUUUUAAAUAUAUUCCUUUCUCUAACCCAUCAGCACAAAUAAAGAAAAUGUCACUGGUUCAAACUACAGGGUUUUAAAAAUGUCUUCAGCUUUAAUUCAAAACUUCAGGUUUCUUUUUUUGAAAUUAUUUUUCCUGAGCCUUUGUUUUACCGUAUAUUGUAAACUUUUAUGUUUAAAGAAAAAUAUAUACAUUUACAGAUUGUGAAAUUUUUAAGAGAAAUUUUCUACUAUGUAUGCUGGCUUAUUUUUUAAUUUAAAACAGGGUUUCCGUUAGCAAUGUUGGAAGUGAUGGUCCGUUUCAACCCCUUUACUUCUAACAUAAUGGUGGGGCAGUUGGUCCAGAAACUCUGGGAGUUAAAAGAAGAAAUCUACUGAGUGUAUUUUGCUUUUGUUACCUGACAGUAUAGAACUGGUAACAAUGCAGGUGCAGACUUGUUGAUGCACAGUGUCACUUACGAAGUACAGCAUUUAGAUCUGUGCUUCAAACUCUUUAAAAUCCUCUGUGGAUUUCAUUAGGGGUUAACGGAGGCCUUGUUAAGAUGUAGAUUUCCCUCAGGCAAAAGGUUUAGGUGCAUUUUGCACUAACCAGUGAUUACCCCUGGUUUGAAUAAAGAGAAGUACAUUUGGAUUAGAAACAUAA
Molecule: messenger RNA, 2190 nt
Organism: Chrysemys picta bellii (western painted turtle)
Lineage: Eukaryota; Metazoa; Chordata; Testudines; Emydidae
Gene: DAZAP1
Product: DAZ associated protein 1
Biological process (GO): central nervous system development; regulation of translation
Cellular component (GO): cytoplasm
Molecular function (GO): mRNA binding
Source: RefSeq, a predicted model, not a curated record